This is a messenger RNA of Pseudo-nitzschia multistriata, 3560 nucleotides long. The record is from the annotation of a GenBank genome assembly. NCBI's taxonomy places the organism in Eukaryota, Bacillariophyta, Bacillariophyceae, Bacillariales, Bacillariaceae.
CUCCCUCGAUCACUUCAACCCUUCAUUGCUGUGAGGAAAAAAACACGGGGACCCUUCUGCAGUAUUUACACGGAGCGCUUUUCGAAAGCCAGCCUUUGUGCAUUGCGAAAUUGCAGUUCUUUGCCUCGAAAAAACGUUGCUGGUUCCAAAGUUUGUUGCUAAUUGUCGUUCUCUUGUUCGAACAUGGCAACAUCGAUCAGUAUGGACGAGCCAAUCAAUACCAGCUUGUCUUCUGCGGAACAGGACACCCGCGAUGCCUGCACGGACGACGAGGAACAAGGGGACGGGAAUGCGACGUGGUAGGCAUGGCGCUGGAAGCAGAGCUCGUUCGCCAGGCCCGACCACAGCUGCGUGACCUGGGCCGCCUCCUCCCCCUCCCGGGCGAGGCUCGCUCCCACCGGCGCGAGGGUAUCCGGAUCGCGCAGCAGAAACGGGAGGCGGCAGCACUUUCCCUUUCGUCCGCCGCACCUCGGGCGCACACAGAUUCCCAUCCAGCACGUGUCGGGUCGCAGGAGGAACCUGGGCGUUCGGUAUGGGUCCAGGACGACGAAUUUCGGCACAAAGAUGCACCGGUCGCAGACGUAUCUGGUUUCCCCCAGGUACCGUCCCUUGCCGUCCAUGGUUCGGAGGUAGGGCGAAUGGUUCGGGCAGCAGCAGCAAUUGGUGGGGCAGGUAUUGUUUUUUUCGUGGAUGGCAACAAUGUCUCGCUUUAGGUCUUCCUCCGCCAGAAAGGAACUCGAAGGGGUGUCUUGGAUGAAGCAGAACUGCCUGUCUUCGAUUCCGAGGGACGAAGGCGGCAGGCCCGCGUGGUGCACGAAUCUCGUCUUUCGUGUGCCGGGACAGCCGCAGCAGCAGCGCUGGAAAAAGGUCGCUUCCUCGUGGAUCCAGCCACCCACGCUGGGCAGCUCGAAGGGAUUCAUCGCGCCGGCGGAGAAGGACGAGCCGGAUGCCUCCGGAAGCUCGUAGUUGGACGAGUCCAGCAAGACCCAGUUGAUGGAAGGRGUGCAGCAGCCCUUCCGCAAACAAACCUGCGUCGUUUGCGCCACGACGAGUUCGUCGAGGGAUUCCAGCCGACGCAUCGUUAUGCUCUCCGGAGCAGCCGUCCCGUAAAUCCGUGUGUAAUCAUAGCUGUCGUCCAUUGUCUUGUCUUGCGAAGGAUGCACUCUACUAUGUUCUCUUCUCUUUCGGAGCUCUGUUUGUUCGGUAGCUGCUUGGUUGGCGUAGGUGUGAAGGUGAAGGAACAAUGUACUUUCACUUUGAUAAGACUUAAUUGUUCUUCGUAUGUUUGUUAGAUUUUUCUAGAUUCUACGGUAGAUUUCGGUUUCGGGAUUCCAGAUUUCGGGACUGGAAUGGAGGUAGGAUAUGCAUACCCGUACCAGAUGUUCCUUUCUGUUCCCGACUUCUCGGACAUUCGUACGAGUUACCGUACGUACUUUACGUACGGAACACAAUGCCGGUCCGUGAAACGAGAUUGCUGUUGCAAUCAUCCUACCGUACGUCAUGCCGGUCCAAACUCCUCUAUAACACAGUACCAAGUACAACAGCAACUUCGAUUGUGGUUGUCGCCAUCAUCGAUACGGUAAUCGAUAGGGCAGAUGGCUCCUCCCCCCUCUGGAAAGACCAAGCCGGAAAGCAGCGAAGCGACCACGACCUCCUUCCUACAGCCCACGCACACGCACACAACAACGCGUACACGUACCGCCAUGGCCACCCGACCGAAGGACAGGAGCAGAACAAGAACGCUGGUGUGCCUGUCCCUCUUUGUCCCCGCGAUCGUCUUCUUCGAUGUGUUUGUUCUCUCCGUCACGAGCUCGAAGCUCCGGCUGGGUGAAAGCCAUGCCUACCAGAACGAACCGGUGCACCACCACCUAGAAACACGGCUCGUGGGAGGAGAAACGUGGGGCACGAAUUUCCUGAGGGGCACCGGCGGCGGCACCGACGACAACAAAGACAACAACAUCAACGACAACAACAACGACGACGACACGCCCCCGCCCCCGCAAGUAAGCAAGCGGCUGCACAAAAUGCAGGAAGAACUCUUCGAGAAGGCACUAAGGGCUCCAAAGGGGGACCACGCUGGUGCGAAUGGGAAGACGAACCUCGAGCCACGCUCGGUCUUUGCCGAAACCCCGCCCGACCAGAAGGUCGACUUCCAACCCCCGGUGCUCCCGCUUCCCAGCGUGUCUUCCGCCGUGAGCAGCGGCAGCGGGGUCGUCCUUCUCGUCCCCAGCCACCAGGGGAGUUUCGUGAAACGCCAGGCCAUACGAGAAACCUGGAUGGCCGCCGCAAAGGAACACGGGUCGGGGGCAACGAUCCUCUUUGUCAUUGCCCAGUCGAGCUGUCGGGACUUCGAGGCGGACUUUGAAAGGACCACCCGUGGCAAAAGUGCGACCGGGCCGACCUGCGCCGAGGCCGAGCACAACUUUCUGAGAAACGAACAAAGGGAGUGGGGGGACCUGCUGGAGAUCCCGAUGGAGGAGAGCUACGAGCGCCUGUCGGAAAAAAUGGUCCAGGCCUACCACUGGGUCCUGGAGAACAUCCCCACAACCCGGUGGAUCGCCAAGGCCGACGACGACAUGUUCGUCCGGGUCAACCAGCUCGAAAAGUACCUCCGCAGGUUCAACCACGAGGUCCCCGUGGUCCUCGGCGAGAUCGUCCACCGCUCGCCGGUGGCCCGGUCGGGAAAGUGGGCGGAGGAUCCGAGCUACAAACCCAACGUCUAUCCCAACUGGCCCAAGGGGAGCGCCGGCCACGUCCUGAGCAAGGCCGCCGUCGAGUACGUGGUGCACCACUCGGGAUCGCUGCACCGGUACCAGGGGGAGGACACGAACCUCGGCAUCUGGCUGGACGACGCCUGGAAGAAGGGAGCCCUGGAGGACCUGGCCCUGGUAGACGCCAGGAAAAUGUUUGGGAGCUCGGGGAAAGCGAACUGCGAGUUUGGUUCCUUCCUCAUCGUCGGGCACGAGCUGACCCCGGAAGACCUUUUCGAGUGCCAGAAGAAGACGCACUACGGAAGCAAGGCUGCCUUUCUAGGGGUGUCCUGGACGGAGAGGCCCGCUCCCACCUAGCGAGCGAUGCGAUUCCUGCGCUGCGCUGCUGCGUUCUUGCAUGCACACCAAGGGGACCGCCGGCCCCGGGCCUUUUGAGAACCGUACGGUACGACAGAAUUCGAAGCAAACAAACAAACCCAAAUGGUUUCCAACCAACCAACAAAUACACAAAUGCCUUGGAAUCGUUGCCCGCAGCUUGUGCAUCGGCACACCGGUUCCCUGGACACAAACAACGAUGGGCGAUUCGCAAACGCCAGCGAACAAUCGCUGGAGUGUGUGUCUGCGAGCAAAGCAAACGAAAGAAAGCACUUGUUGCUUUUCUCGACCCGGGCGCUACGGCAACGGCCACCAUUCCGCCAAACAACGGUUUUGGGUCAAGAAAUCCAACCGAAAGGGCAGGAACGAACAGCGAGGCAGGAAUGCAGACAUUCGGUGCGGAGAACCGGAGAGAUGACAUCGCAGUAGCUCCUUCUAUAUAUAAUACAUGUAUAAUAGAAUCAAGCGGGUGUA